ACAGCACCGCGAAACCCGCUUCCGUAGACACACUCCACACACUCGGUGCGCACUCGUGCUGUUUUUGUCGCUUGUAGAGCACUGUUCUCAAGUUAGGAAUCAUGACAAAUGCAAUGGAAAACAAAUGAAAUGAAUCAAAUCGUUUGUAUACCUGUAGAUAAAAGGAUUUAUUUUACAUUCCAAAAAAACUUCAAUUUUACUAUUUUGUGUUUAUUACCACAAAAUAACCUUCCCAAAAUGCUUUUGUUCGUCAUUGGUGUGGUUUGGAUGGUGCGGCGUGGAGAAUGGAAUAUAUAUUAUAUACUAUCUGAGUAGAAGUUAAUGUUAUGAUUCAGGUUAAAAGUAGUUUUGUUGUUUAAAAAUAUCGAAAAGUAGAAACAUCUUCCCCAAUAUUAAUUUAAAAAUUUUGUAAGAAUGUGGAAAAAUGCUGUAGCACUUACUCAAAAGAUUUAUUUAUUUUCAAGGUGCAAUGGAUUACGACCCAUUUCUGGCUUGCCAUGCAGUACAUCAUGUAGGAAUUCAUUGAAUAACAUUUCUAGAAUUAGAAGUAUUAACAUACAGCCAUACAGAUGUACCAGUUUUUUUAACAAGCUUCCAGCAGACCACUUGUGGUCAGGUGUCACUGGUGUAAGUAAUGCUGGAAAAAAGAGGGGGCGUGGAAAAGGUAUUGGGAGAAAGUCUUCCAAAGAUUUAAACAGAGGACAAGUAAUUGGAGUUGGAAAAGCAAACAUUGUUUGGCCAGGAUUGAAUGCACCCAUUAUUCGUGGUCGGGAAUUAGUACAACACCAACAAUUACCUCCUGAUCCAGAACGAGAAAAAAAAUUAGAAGAAAUUCGAAACAAGAUGGGUGUCUUUAAACCCAUUCGUUUAUCACCUAUGGAGCGAGGAUGGUCUGGUUCUAAGAUGCCUGGUCGAAGUAUUGGACCUCCUGAUUCAAUUGGUGAAGACAACUUUGAAGGCUUUGAUACCAAAGUUUUGGAGUUAAAGUUGGUUGUCAAUAUGAGCGGCAAUUUUGGUAGAAAACGUCGUGUCAGUAGUUUAGUGGUAACUGGUAAUGGCAAUGGCCUGGCUGGAUUUGCAAUGGGCAAAGCAAAUGAUGCAAAAGCUUCUCUGCGAACAGCCAAAAACCGAGCUGGCCAAAAACUUGUAUUUGUUGAUAUUUACAAAAAUCAUACAGUUUACCAUGACUUCUUCUGUCAGUUUGGAAAGACAAAAAUAUUUGUUCAAAAGAAGCCAGAAGGAUAUGGACUCCACUGCCAUCGAGCAAUUAAAACUAUGUGCGAAGUCAUUGGUAUAAAAGAUCUUCAUGCAAAAAUUGAAGGUCCUACAAAUCUUGGGCAUAUUAUAAAAGCUUUCUUUUUGGGUUUAGUACAGCAGAAAACUCAUAAAGCAUUGGCCGAAGAGAAAAAGCUUCAUUUAGUUGAAUUUAGAAAAGAAAAUGGCAAUUAUCCAGAAGUUGUAGCAUCUCCCACAAAGUGUCGUUCUCCUGAGGAAAUACCUGCUGAAGAAGUUCUGGAUUAUACACAGGUUCGGUUGCAUUUGAUGAGCGAAUAUGGAGAAAUCCGCAGCUUUCUGACUGAUAAGUAUCCAGAAUGCAAACCUUUUUAUAAAUCUCCUACAGAAGAGGUAGAUGCUGAGAAUUAGAAGAAAUAUUUGUCUUGAAAUGUAAAUAAAUUCUCAUUAAAUUUUGUAAAUAAUGCAUUGUUUAAUAUGCACAUUCUCCAUAUAAAGAAAGAAUAAUUCCUUGUUAACCGCAAAUUUUAUAGCAUAUUUGUGCAACAAAUUAAAUACGCCAAUAAGGGAAAAUUUAGCUGUGAUAAUCCCAAAAUUAAAUUACCUUGAAUUCUUCAGGUACUGGAGUAAAACUUAUUAUUCAUUGCUGGUAAAAUAUAUUGCAGCUGUCAUCCCUAUUCAACUUUCAUACAGCAUUGAGAAAGUUAUGUUAUGCUGCAGUGCAUAUGGAAAUUUUUCAGCAGCAAAAGCCUGAUACUGAAAAGUGAAUAAUUCUUAUACGUAUUUGUAGUAAAGUACUUCUGCUAUCGCAUCAGAAUCCAUAAGUCCUUGACCUUGACACUAAAAAAAAAUUAGAAUUUUUAGAACAUCUGUGAACAGUAUAUAUCAGUUAAACUAUUUAACUUUCCCCAAAAGUGAUAUUUCCCAGUCAAUCUUGCUGACAUUGUGAUCUCUUGAAUUUGAAAUAUAUAUUUUAUUUUUAGAGGAUACUUUGCAUAACAUUUUCAAAACUUUCCUAAAUGAGGCUCCAAUUAUUUUUCCGCAGAUAGUACUUAUAAAAGUGAGCCCAAUUUUCAUUGAAUUGUCUAAAUAUUGAUAAUUGCAAAAAAUGUUGUCAUUAUAGUGAAGAUAGUUUUUUUAAUGAAAUCUAUUUUUCACACUGAGAUUUUUAAAUAAUGUCUUGUACUUCUUGUGUUGUACGAGUUGUUUUCCCCUAAUUUUGCAUGAAAUACAGACAAUUUUAAGAACAAUAUUUUCUCAAAACAGAUUUUAUUUUGAAUAGAUAGAACUGAAUGCAGUGAAUAAAGUGACAUUUAAUCAUUUUUUAGAAUAAUUUUUUCACUUACAUAAGCCACUUACAUUGAAGUAUUAUAAUAUUAUGUAACUUACAAAGAAAGUGAAAGCUAUAGUAACACAAUUUCUUUUU
Molecule: messenger RNA, 2659 nt
Organism: Gryllus bimaculatus (two-spotted cricket)
Lineage: Eukaryota; Metazoa; Arthropoda; Insecta; Orthoptera; Gryllidae
Source: the annotation of a GenBank genome assembly